AUGUCGGACGACAAGGACCGCGAUGAGGAUGUGGUAUCCACGCGUCAGUACAUUCAGUCGCUCCGGCGGCUGCAGUCCAACAGGGUGGAGCCCGCACCCGCGUCCGCAGUGGCCGACGCGGAUUCGCUAAUUUCCGGGGGAUUCAGCGCACGCAAUCGUAUGCGAGACUCCGCGCGCACCAGCUCGAACGAGUCGAGCCCGGAGAAAAUGAAAACAUUGGGGCGGUGGGAUAGGCUGGACGAAGGCGACGGCGGCGAGGAGAUGGACCAGGAGACCGCGGAGAAGCACCUGUUCGGCAGCAUAGCGAAGCGCCACGACCCGAUGUCGGUGCCCGUGCCGUGGGGUCUGGUGCACCCGCUCUCCACGUUCAUGCGGCGAUGGGACAUGCUCACGAUGUGGCUGCUGCUGUACACUGCGAUAUGGACUCCGUUUGAGGUGGCGUUCGUGGAGGAGAAGCGCCUGUCGCCCAUGUACUUCGUGAACAUGGUCAUAAACCUGGCGUUCUUCACGGACAUGAUCCUCAACUUCAACCUGAUGUACUUCGACGAGAAGCUGCUCAAGAUGAUCUCGGACCGGAAGUUGAUCGCGAAACGGUACCUGCGGGGGUUCUUCAUCAUCGACUUCAUAUCCAUUCUACCCUACGACGACAUCACACUCGCAACGGGGAGCAAGGCGAACCUGAAGAUCCUGAGAAUCGUGAGGAUCGUUCGCCUCGCCAAGCUGCUCCGAAUUCUCCGAUCGAGCCGCAUCUUUGCGAGGUUUGAGAACUCGAUGACCAUCAACUACGGCGCGCUCAAGCUAGUCAAGUUCGUCGUCGGCACCCUGUUCAUCGCGCACUGGAUGGCGUGCCUCUGGCACCUGGUCAAGGUCGUUGAACAGUCGCGGUGCAACUGGGUCACCGACUACUACUUUGGCGAGUGCCUGUACAACGACGCGGACAACAACGACGAGCACGUCACCGCCCGCUCUCUCUACUUCACCGCGCUGUACCUGUCCACGAUGACCAUCUCGACCGUCGGAUACGGAGACGUCACGCCGCAGACGGAACCCGAGCGGGUUUUCCUCACCGUGGGCAUGCUGGUGGGCGCUUCGGUGUAUGCGUACAUCGUGGGUUCGAUCUGCAGCGUCAUCGCGAGCAUGAACUACCGCGAGACCGAGUUCCAGGAGCUGAUGGACCGGCUCAACCUGUUUAUCAAGGAGGCUAAGAUCGACACAGACCUGGCCGGAAGGCUCCGCGCGUUCUUCAGGUACAGGCGCAAGGUCACAAACCAGAUUUCGUGGGGCGAGCUCCUUGACCUCAUGUCGCCGAGCAUGCGACAGGAGGUUGCCACGCAGAUCAACACGGCGUGGCUGAUUAAGGUUGAGAUCUUCCACGGGAUUCCUGAGCAGGUGGCCAUCGAGCUCAGCUUCAACUUCGUGCUGGAGACCUUCCCGCCCGAGGAGCACAUCAUCGGGGAGAGGGACGAGAGCACCAAGCUCUUUGUGCUGAAAAGCGGCGUGGUGAUGUGCAAGGGGCGGGUGCGAACCAUCGGGGAUAACGCGUGUUUCGGGGAGGACAUGCUCUGGCGGACUAUGCAGCGUGGGUACAAGGCGGUAUCGCUCACUUUCUGUGAUUGUUUCACGCUCAAGAAGGACACGAUGGAGCGAGUGAUGGAUAAUUUUCCGUCCGUCAGAGUCAUGUUGCGCAAGAUCAUCGUGCGAAAGAUUGUGCAGGAGAAAAUCGUGGAGACGAGCCGCAUCGUGAAGGAAUUCAAACGGUUCAUGAAGGCGCACAAGGAACUGAACGGUCCGACGUCGUGGCCGCCCGUGGGUGAGAGCAUGGACUUCCUCACUAACGCGCUCGGAUUCAGAUUCAGGGCCACGGUAAGCGCCAAGCUCAUGAUCAUGCGAAACUCGGAUCCGCAAUACUAUCGCAAGAUCAACAGCCUGGCGAUGUACAUGCAGCGGAUGUUCCGCGGCCACCAGGGACGGCAGAUGGCGGUGCUCCGCAAGAUGGCGCAGAGCAAGAACAUGCCAGUCUCGCUGCUCAGCUUAAAGUCGGUGCGGGAACAGAUGCUGGGCGAGCGCGAGCGGCUGAUGAAGUUCAAGGAGUCUGAGACGCAUUCACCUGCGCACUCCUCGACGUCAAAGAAGCAUCACGAGUGGGACGACGACGACGGGCUGAUCGGUGAGCCGAAGAAGAAGGUGCACCUCACGCCGGAGCUGAAUGAGCUGAGGGAACAGCUCCUCGAGAGCGUCGGGUCCAUCGUCGAGGAGACGGUGAGGAGGGAGCUCGGGAAGGCGGGGGUGGGGCGCUCUCAGCCGACUCGAGUAGCGUCGCAGUCGGCGCCCGCUGCGCACGGGGAGUCGCCCGCCGAGCCCGCGCCGGAGCCGCCGGGCAAGCUCGACAAGAAGAAGUCCUCGACGAAGAAGCGAUAG
Molecule: messenger RNA, 2418 nt
Organism: Micromonas commoda
Lineage: Eukaryota; Viridiplantae; Chlorophyta; Mamiellophyceae; Mamiellales; Mamiellaceae
Product: voltage-gated ion channel superfamily
Exons: 1
Coding region: 1-2418 (805 amino acids)
Biological process (GO): potassium ion transmembrane transport; regulation of membrane potential
Cellular component (GO): membrane
Molecular function (GO): voltage-gated potassium channel activity
Source: RefSeq, a predicted model, not a curated record